AUGUUUGACACGUCAAAGGCGCCCAAAAAAUCUAAACUUGCGGCUUCCGGGUCCUCCUCGAGUUUAUCCGAGGAAUCCGGUUCAGUGGAGGUCAAAUCGACACGACCCGUGGUCAGAGUUGGAGGCCUGCAGCUCUUGAAUACCAUACCCUUUUCUAUGGCGUCAUACAGGGCAGCCUUAUCAGAAGAACAGACGAGGCUACUCGAAUUAGAAUGCGAGACGAUGGGCAUGAGUUGGUUAAAGUUACUCAAAGAUGAGAUAAAGAAGCCGUACUUCCUCGCCCUGAAAAGAUUUUUGUGGGAGGAAGGAGUUACCAGCGCGGACGCCAAGGGCCAUUCGGUCUUCCCUUCGCCUAGGAACAUCUAUGCUUGGUCGCGCACCCCACUGGGAAAGCUGAAAGUCGUCAUCAUCGGACAAGAUCCCUACCACGGCCCGGGGCAAGCUCAUGGCCUCUGCUUCUCUGUUCCACCAGGUGUGGCGGUUCCACCGUCAUUGAGAAACAUAUAUGCCGAGAUUAAAGCCGAGUACCCCGAGUUCUCCCCCCCAAAGCACGGGAACUUGACGGCAUGGGCGGACAACGGCGUUCUGCUGCUGAACACGUGUUUGACAGUCCGAGCGGGAAACGCAGGUUCUCACUCCGGAAAAGGGUGGGAGGAGUUCACGGACAAAGUCGUUGAUGUCGUGGAUAAAUAUGGAGGCGCGAAUCUCACUAGCGGGUCUUCGGGCAAGGCCGGGUACGGACGAGGCGUCGUCUUCCUGGCUUGGGGAAAGUGGGCGGCCAAACGUGUGGCAAAAUUAGACAAGAAAAAGCAUCUGAUCCUGACCAGUGCGCACCCAUCACCCCUCAGUGCCCACCAAGGUUUUCUAGGGAAUGGGCACUUCAAGAAGGCUAAUGAAUGGCUGAAGGAGCGAUAUGGACCAGACGCGGUGGUGGACUGGUGUUCCCUUGAAGCGGCGCAGUGA
Molecule: messenger RNA, 963 nt
Organism: Gloeophyllum trabeum ATCC 11539
Lineage: Eukaryota; Fungi; Basidiomycota; Agaricomycetes; Gloeophyllales; Gloeophyllaceae
Product: uracil-DNA glycosylase
Exons: 8
Coding region: 1-963 (320 amino acids)
Biological process (GO): base-excision repair; base-excision repair, AP site formation via deaminated base removal
Cellular component (GO): nucleus; mitochondrion
Molecular function (GO): uracil DNA N-glycosylase activity
Source: RefSeq, a predicted model, not a curated record